Molecule: messenger RNA, 399 nt
Organism: Penicillium riverlandense
Lineage: Eukaryota; Fungi; Ascomycota; Eurotiomycetes; Eurotiales; Aspergillaceae
Product: RNA recognition motif domain-containing protein
Exons: 4
Coding region: 1-399 (132 amino acids)
Molecular function (GO): RNA binding
Source: RefSeq, a predicted model, not a curated record
AUGUCGGCAAAAGUUUAUGUUGGGAAUCUGUCCUGGAAUACAACGGAUGAAGGCUUACGAGGAGCAUUUUCUGAGUAUGGUCAAAUUCUCGAUGCAGUACGUCACGUUCGUGUACAGAUCGUCAUGCGUGACCGUGACACGGGUCGGGCGAGAGGUUUCGGCUUCGUUACCUUUGGUGAUCCUACCGAAGCAGAGGCGGCAAUAACAGCGCUCAAUGACCAAGAGUUAGAUGGUAGACGUAUUAGAGUCAACCUCGCUAAUGCUCGCCCUUCUGGUGGUAGUGGAUACGGUGGUGGGGGCUACGGCGGUGGUGGCUACAGUGGUGGCUACGGCGGUGGUGGUGGUGGUGGUGGCUACGGCGGUGGUGGCUCUGGUGGUGGCUACAGCGGCGGAUAUUAG